UGCAGCAGAUUGAAGAAAUUAGACCAGACAAAGAGUGUUUUUAGAGGAAGAGGAGGAGGAGGAGGCAGAGAGAGGGAGGGCGACAGGGUGAGAAAGGGGAGGAGGACCCCUCUGCGCGGGGGACACCGGCACCCCAGCUGCCUGCUGUAAAUACAUCCGUAGGAAUGGAGAGAGACCGCAUCACAGCUCUAAAGAGAUCGUUUGAAGUUGAGGAGAUUGAACCACCCAACUCCACGCCACCCCGGAGGGUCCAGACCCCGCUGCUUCGGGCGACGGUGGCCAGCUCCAGCCAGAAAUUCCAGGACCUGGGUGUGAAGAACUCAGAGCCCGCUGCCCGCCUCGUAGACUCCCUGAGUCAGCGCUCCCCCAAGCCUUCCCUCCGGAGGGUGGAGCUGGCAGGGCCCAAGGCUUCCGAGCCUAUGUCUCGCCGCACCGAGCUCUCCAUUGACAUCUCCUCCAAGCAGGUGGAGAGCUCGGGCUCAGCUGCCGGGGCCUCACGGUUCGGGCUUAAGAGGGCAGAAGUCCUGGGUCAUAAGACACCAGAGCCUGUCCCCCGGAGGACGGAGAUCACCAUUGUCAAGCCCCAGGAGUCAGCGCAUCGCAGGGCGGAGACCCCCGUCUCCAAGGUUCCCGAUGUCCCUCCUGUGCCUGUCACCGAUGCUGCCCCCAAGAGGGUAGAGAUUCAGGUGCCCAAGCCAGCUGAGGCACCCAACUGCCCGCUCCCGCCCCAGACCCUGGAGAACUCCGAGGCCCCGAUGUCUCAGCCGCAGAGCAGGCUGGAGCCCAGGCCCCCCCCUGUGGCUGAGGUCCCAUACCGGAACCAGGAGGGCUCCGAGGUAGCUCCCAGCUGUGUUGGCGACAUGGCUGACAGCCCUAGAGAUGCCAUGCUCAAGCAAGCGCCCGUGUCACGGAACGAGAAGGCCCCCGUGGACUUCGGCUAUGUGGGGAUCGACUCCAUCCUGGAGCAGAUGCGCAGGAAGGCUAUGAAACAGGGCUUCGAGUUCAACAUCAUGGUGGUCGGGCAGAGCGGCCUUGGGAAGUCCACCUUAAUCAACACCCUCUUCAAGUCCAAAAUCAGCCGGAAGUCGGUGCAGCCCACCUCGGAGGAGCGCAUCCCUAAGACGAUCGAAAUCAAGUCCAUUACCCACGAUAUCGAGGAGAAGGGCGUCCGGAUGAAGCUGACGGUGAUUGACACUCCAGGCUUCGGGGACCACAUCAACAACGAGAACUGCUGGCAGCCGAUUAUGAAGUUCAUCAAUGACCAGUACGAGAAGUACCUGCAGGAAGAGGUCAACAUCAACCGGAAGAAGCGAAUUCCCGACACUCGUGUCCACUGCUGCCUCUACUUCAUCCCAGCCACCGGCCACUCGCUUAGGCCCCUGGACAUUGAAUUCAUGAAGCGUCUGAGCAAGGUGGUCAACAUUGUCCCGGUCAUUGCCAAGGCUGACACGCUGACCCUGGAGGAGAGGGUCUACUUCAAACAACGAAUCACUGCGGACCUGCUGUCCAAUGGCAUUGACGUGUACCCCCAAAAGGAGUUUGAUGAGGACUCAGAGGACCGGCUGGUGAACGAGAAGUUCCGGGAGAUGAUCCCGUUUGCUGUGGUGGGCAGCGACCAUGAGUAUCAAGUCAAUGGCAAGAGGAUUCUGGGAAGGAAGACCAAAUGGGGCACCAUUGAAGUUGAGAAUACCACUCACUGUGAAUUUGCCUACCUGCGUGAUCUCCUCAUAAGGACGCACAUGCAGAACAUCAAAGACAUCACCAGCAGCAUCCAUUUUGAAGCCUACCGCGUGAAACGGCUCAAUGAGGGCAACAGCGCCAUGGCCAACGGGGUUGAGGAGAAGGAGCCGGAAGCCCAGGAGAUGUAGACGUUAACCUGCCCCUGGACCCCACCCCCAAACCUUUUCAUUGUCCCUGGCCCACCCACCUCCCCCGUCUUAUUUUAUAUAAUUAUCUCCUUUGGUCACCUGCCUCCAUCUCUUUCCAUACUCUGCCAGGUAACAGGAGAGGGCUUACCUCCCCAGUGUGCUCUUAACUGGCUGCAGCAGCAAGGUGGGCGGGACUAUGGCCUGGGCUUGCCCCUGUGCCCUAUUCCCGCCUCAUGCUGUGAAGCCAGACCUAGACUGGGCUCAGCCCCUGAGGGGUUAGAAGAGCCGUGUGUCCGUGCCUACUCUGAGUUCUGAGCUAACGCCUGUGGGAGCCAGGUCCCAGGUCCCAGGGUGCAGAGGGGCCCGUUAAGCCACAAGUCCCCAUGCCAUAGCAGGUCAAGGCUGCACCAGGGGAGGAUGGAGCUGCGAGUCCCGGGACCCGCCUUUCCCUGCCUGCUCCUCCUCAAGGAAAGCAGAGACUUCCACAGCCAGAGUGGCCAAUCACUUAGACAUAGUGACAGCCGUGCCCCUCAAGCUUGUCCCAGAGCAGAAAGUGCCUUGGUCCACAAGAGCCAGUCACCUCUUCCCAGCUGUCCCUUUGGAUGAAAAGCAGGGACACGCUGGAGAGAGGGAAGUGUCCUCCUCCUCACCCCUUGCUUCUCCCUCCCUGUGCUGUAGAUAUGGCUACUACACUGGGCUUUAAUUAUGAAAACAAAGCAUGAAUGAGGCGCCCCAGCCUCACUCCUGACCUUAGGAAGGUCAAAGCAAGCAGACUCGGUGGAGCUGAGAGAGGAAGCCGUGGAAGGAAGGAAGGUGGAGGGUGUGUGGGCACCGUCCUUCCUGGGUCCCAUGGAAGGGCUAUCUAUUUGGUCCUCAGUUUGGUCCAACAUGUUCCUGUUACAUCACCCCCCCUCCACGUACUGUCCAGGCUCAAGCCUUGGUGAUUCAGAGACUGCAUUGGGUGGGAGCCAGAAAAACCUGUCCAUUCUGCUGUCAACAUGUGCCUAGGCCCCUGUGCCCCACGACCCAUCAUGAGCACCCCCAGGGAGGGAGAGACGAGGGGGUCAGAGAUGGCUAGCCAGACCACAGGGCAAGGUUUCAUAGCAGAGCCAGGCUCCCUCAUCUUUUCCCAGAGGGAACCAUAGGGACCAUCCGUGCACAGCUGACCAAAGCUACGUCCUUUCUUCUGGCCUGCCAUUCUUGUUCUGCCCCUGGGGAGAAGGAGGCGUUUGGUGAGCUUAGAGAGGUUGGACCCAGCUUGGGGGUGGUGCCUCUGCAGGCCCUGGACUAGCUUUUCGCAGCCUAGAAAUGCAGACAGGUGAGGGGCACACAUUGUUCUCUGCGCUGGGUGUGUCUACUCCACACCCGAGCAUGGAAGGCCCCUCAUUGAGCCCAGAAGACCAACAGUUCGCUUGCCAGCUUGCCAAGUUCUUUUGCCAAAAUCAGGACUUUGAAGGAAAUCUCCAGCAUGCUGGGCUCAGGGCGUCCUGGCCGUCCCCAGCCCCGGUGUCCCUGGGGACUUAGCAGCAACCCAGCAUCAUCAGGAUGACUUUGAGCCUCUGUAACCAGGUAUUGAAGCUGUUGGUCUCACCAGGCUGUUCCAUGUGGCCCUUUGCUGGGCACCUCCUGGGGGUGGGGUGGGGAGUCUCUUUUUGUAUAAAUGACAAAGUGUUGAAAUGUAUUUCCUGAAAUAAAUGUUUCCAUUACGAACUG
This is a messenger RNA of Psammomys obesus (fat sand rat), 3581 nucleotides long. RefSeq names its product septin 9 (gene Septin9). The record is from RefSeq and is a predicted model, not a curated record. Gene Ontology annotation, cellular component: cell division site; septin ring; septin complex. The transcript is spliced from 11 exons. Bases 165 to 1868 code for a protein of 567 amino acids. Gene Ontology annotation, biological process: cytoskeleton-dependent cytokinesis. Gene Ontology annotation, molecular function: molecular adaptor activity; GTPase activity; GTP binding. NCBI's taxonomy places the organism in Eukaryota, Metazoa, Chordata, Mammalia, Rodentia, Muridae.